GCACAGCACACGCCUUCCAGUGUAUCCGAAUCACAUUCGAGAGUAUGGUGCUGUAGCGUCACUGGGGAAAAAAGCAAUAGGCUACGUCAAAAACGUGAAUCUUCAUUUGCAGCAUUGUUAAAAAAACGUACAUAGGGUUUGGAAACUAUAAAGGAAAAGAGGAAGAAAUACAUUUACCAGAGAGACUGCUGAUGGCCAACAGCUUGAUCAUCGAAACCGUAUAUCUGCAAUACCGAAAUGCGUUUCAUCAGCUGGACACCUAGUAGCUUUAGGGCAAGGACUCAGCAUUGAUAGGUCCUGAAUACAGCUGGACACAUCCUUAUUUGACCUCUUGGGCAUCCUGCAGGGGGAUCUUUUCAACGAUGCAUAGACUCACAGGUAUACCUACACACCCCACCAGCACCCCCUGUUUCUGAAAAUCAAGAGAUUAGGAACUCCAUGAGGUACACAAUGACCCAUCUGCAAGCAGGUCUGAGCUCUGAGACGACGGAGAAGGCACGUCUAGAGCUGAAUGAGAACCCGGACACCCUGCACCAGGACAUCCAACAGGUGAGGGACAUGAUCAUCACCCGGCCCGACAUUGGGUUCCUGCGCACGGACGACGACUUCAUCCUGAGGUUCCUCAGGGCUCGCAAGUUCAACCAAAUCGAGACCUUCAAGCUCCUGGCCCAGUACUUCCAGUACCGCCAGCAGAACCUGGACAUGUUCCAGAGCUUCAAGGCCGAUGACCCCGCGAUCAAACGGGCACUGAUGGAUGGGUUCCCCGGUGUCUUGGAGACCCCAGAUCAAUACGGGAGGAAGAUCCUCAUUCUCUUCGCCUCCAACUGGGACCAGAGUAGGAACUCUUUCACAGACAUCUUGCGGGCCAUCCUCCUGUCCCUGGAAGUCCUGAUAGAGGACCCUGAGCUGCAGAUCAAUGGCUUCAUAUUAAUCAUCGACUGGAGCAACUUCUCCUUCAAACAAGCGUCCAAGCUCACGCCCACCAUGCUCAAACUUGCCAUCGAAGGACUGCAGGACAGCUUUCCUGCUCGAUUCGGUGGAAUCCAUUUUGUCAACCAGCCGUGGUACAUCCAUGCUUUGUACACCAUAAUCAAGCCCUUCUUGAAAGACAAGACCAGAAAACGGAUUUUUCUCCAUGGGAACAAUCUGAACAGUUUACACCAGCUGAUUUACCCAGAAUGCCUGCCAUCUGAGUUUGGUGGAACACUGCCGCCAUAUGACAUGGGCAUGUGGGCUCGGACACUGUUAGGACCGGACUAUAACGAUGAGACUGAAUACACGCACACGUAUGACGCCCUCCAUGUGAAGGAGGCUCUGGGAAUCUCUGAUAAAGAGUGUUCUGACAAACUUAUGAAAAGGUCUCAGUCAGUGGUGGAGCCGGGGACUCUGCGGCACCAGGACAGGGACGAGGACACGGUGCAGCCUCUGCUGGCUCUGGACUGAGACCGUCAGCCUCAGGCUGCCCCUGGAGCCGGGCACCAGACCUGCAGGACUGUACUACCCAUCUUACAGGCAGCUCUCUCAUCAGCCAUCUCCUUCUGUUACUGAUUCAAGCCCCCACAAACACUGCUGGACCAUCCACUUUGCUGCAGCGAAUAAUGACAUCACCAGGAGAAAAAAGCUGGAAUUCCAGAAUGAAGCUAUACAGCAGCCUUGCUGUGUAUGACUGUAAGUUUUUCUCUGAGGCGCAAAAUGAAAAAACUGACCGAUUACAAGCAUUGUAUAUUAACUGGAGAUUAAACUACCGUGGCCUCAGCAGUACGAUGUAUAACCGAAUGUAAACUAAAGAGGUUAGAUAAAACAUAAAUUUAAACAUAUUUAAAGUGUAUGUACAGGUUCAUUCAUCCAAAUGAGAGCAGUUUCCAUAUGCUGAAACUACAUUAAAAAUGGCAUAGUGGUAACGUGGUAGAAGGUAGAGGUAUCUAUUCCAGUGUGAAGGUGACAGUGUAAACUGGUAUACUGCCAAAAAACUUUUUUAUAUAUUGUAUUUUGUUUUCAAUGCAGCUUUUGCCAUAUUCUGUGAUUAAAUUAUUUUGAGCUCUGAAA
Molecule: messenger RNA, 2046 nt
Organism: Anguilla rostrata (American eel)
Lineage: Eukaryota; Metazoa; Chordata; Actinopteri; Anguilliformes; Anguillidae
Product: clavesin-1-like
Exons: 7
Coding region: 439-1443 (334 amino acids)
Biological process (GO): lysosome organization
Cellular component (GO): membrane; endosome; trans-Golgi network
Molecular function (GO): phosphatidylinositol bisphosphate binding
Source: RefSeq, a predicted model, not a curated record